AUGUCAAAAGAAUUUAAUUUUGAAGAAAACCCACAUAGACGUUUUAAUCCAUUAACAAAUUCAUGGGUAUUAUGUUCACCUCAACGUGCUAAACGCCCCUGGUUAGGUCAGGUGGAAUCUAGUACUCUAGAAAUUUUACCAAGCUAUGAUCCAAAGUGUUAUUUAUGUCCAGGAAAUUCACGUGCUCAAGGUGAUCAUAAUCCUAAUUACUCAAACACAUUUUUAUUUGAUAACGAUUUUUCAGCUGUUGAAUCAAUCUCACCUGAUUAUGAAACAGAAGUUUCUGAUAAAUUUUCAUGGUUGUUAAGAACACAAAGUGUAAAAGGUCAAUGUAAAGUGAUGUGUUUUUCACCAAACCAUAAUGUAACAUUAGCAGAAAUGUCACAAGAAGAAAUUUCAAAGGUUGUUGAAACCUGGAUAGAAAUAUAUCAAGGAUUAUCAUCAAUUCCACAUAUAAAUUAUAUUCAAAUUUUUGAAAAUAAAGGUGCAAUAAUGGGAUGUUCCAAUCCACAUCCACAUUGUCAAAUAUGGAGCACUGAUUCAAUACCAUGUGAACCAACAAAAGAAUUUGAAUCAAUGAACUAUGAUCCAAAGUGUUAUUUAUGUCCAGGAAAUUCACGUGCUCAAGGUGAUCAUAAUCCUAAUUACUCAAACACAUUUUUAUUUGAUAACGAUUUUUCAGCUGUUGAAUCAAUCUCACCUGAUUAUGAAACAGAAGUUUCUGAUAAAUUUUCAUGGUUGUUAAGAACACAAAGUGUAAAAGGUCAAUGUAAAGUGAUGUGUUUUUCACCAAACCAUAAUGUAACAUUAGCAGAAAUGUCACAAGAAGAAAUUUCAAAGGUUGUUGAAACCUGGAUAGAAAUAUAUCAAGGAUUAUCAUCAAUUCCACAUAUAAAUUAUAUUCAAAUUUUUGAAAAUAAAGGUGCAAUGAUGGGAUGUUCCAAUCCACAUCCACAUUGUCAAAUAUGGAGCACUGAUUCAAUACCAUGUGAACCAACAAAAGAACUUGAGUCAAUGACAAAUUAUUUUAAAAAAUAUCAAACAUGCUUAUUGUGUGAUUAUAUUUUAGUAGAAGAAACCAAAGGGAAAAUGCGUGUAGUUUAUGAAAACAAUUCAUUUAUUUGUUUGACACCUUAUUGGAGUAUUUGGCCAUUUGAAACUAUGAUAAUCUCAAAAUUUCAUUUAAAGAAUUUCAAUGAUUUUUCAAAAUGUGAUGGAAAUUCAUUAAUAAAAGAUUUUUCAAAUAUUCUACAUAUUAUUACUUGUAAAUAUGACAACUUAUUUCAGUGUAGUUUUCCUUAUUCAAUGGGUAUACAUCAAUCACAAACUGACAACGAUGGUAAAAAUAAUAUUUGUGAUUCACAUUUUCAUGUGCAUUUUUAUCCUCCAUUAUUAAGAAGUGCUACCAUCAAAAAAUUCUUGGUUGGAUAUGAAUUACUUGCUGAACCUCAACGUGAUAUCACCCCAGAACAAGCUGCUGAAAGAUUAAGAAAUUGUUCCGAGAUUCAUUAUAAAGUUCAAAAAAAAAAAUAA
Molecule: messenger RNA, 1533 nt
Organism: Entrophospora sp. SA101
Lineage: Eukaryota; Fungi; Glomeromycota; Glomeromycetes; Entrophosporales; Entrophosporaceae
Source: the annotation of a GenBank genome assembly